Brassica napus (rape) is the source of this 1390-nucleotide messenger RNA. RefSeq names its product dnaJ homolog subfamily B member 13. Lineage: Eukaryota; Viridiplantae; Streptophyta; Magnoliopsida; Brassicales; Brassicaceae. The record is from RefSeq and is a predicted model, not a curated record. Gene Ontology annotation, cellular component: cytosol. Gene Ontology annotation, molecular function: protein-folding chaperone binding. The transcript is spliced from 2 exons. The coding region runs from base 182 to 1276 and encodes 364 amino acids.
AACUUUCCACGGAAUUCUCCACACUCCGAGAAGAAAAAAAAAAACAUGAUGGAGUCAUCGGUUUUUAAACAAGACCGACUUCUCUCUGUCUUCACAAGACAUAAGAACAAGAACAGAGACCCCUUACAUCUUACUAGAAUCAAGAAAAGUGAAGAAGCGAAAGAGAGAAGAAGAAGGUCGGAUGGGAGUGGAUUACUACAACGUCCUCCAAGUCGAUCGCAACGCCUCCGAAGAUGAUCUCAAGAAAGCUUACAGAAAACUCGCCAUGAAAUGGCAUCCCGACAAGAACCCCAACAACAAAAAGGACGCCGAGGCCAAGUUCAAGCAGAUCUCCGAAGCUUACGAGGUAUCUUUCUUUCUGUUCCAUUCCAUCAGCGUUUCCAAGAGCUCUCUGUUUCUGAUUAACCUCUUGAUGCUUUUGCAGGUUCUUAGCGAUCCCCAGAAGAAAGCUGUAUACGAUCAGUACGGCGAGGAAGGCUUGAAAGGGAACGUCCCACCUCCAGAUGCUGGUGGAGCCACUUACUUCUCUACCGGAGACGGUCCAACGUCCUUCCGGUUCAACCCGAGAAGCGCAGACGAUAUUUUCGCCGAGUUCUUUGGCUUCUCCAGGCCAUUUGGUGGCGGCGGUGGCGGUGGUACAAGAUUCUCUAGCAGCAUGUUUGGUGAUAACAUUUUUGCCUCUUUUGGUGAAGCAGGAGGAGGAGGAGGAGCUAUGCAUCAUGGCGGUGGAGCCAGGAAGGCGGCUCCUAUCGAAAACAGGCUGCCUUGUAGCCUUGAAGAUCUCUACAAAGGAACCACCAAGAAGAUGAAGAUCUCUAGAGAAAUUGCUGACGUCAGCGGCAAGACGAUGCCGGUGGAAGAGAUUCUAACGAUUGAUGUGAAGCCAGGGUGGAAGAAAGGGACAAGAAUCACAUUCCCUGAGAAAGGAAACGAGCAGCCCGGCGUGACUCCAGCUGAUUUAGUCUUCAUCAUCGACGAGAAGCCUCACCCGGUUUUCACUCGGGAGGGUAAUGACCUCAUUGUCACACAGAGGAUCUCACUCGCUGAGGCCCUGACAGGCUACACCGUGAACCUGACGACACUCGAUGGUCGGAGACUGACAAUCCCAGUCACCAACGUGAUCCACCCCGAGUACGAGGAAGUGGUUCCAAAGGAAGGAAUGCCCUUACAGAAAGAUCAGACAAAGAGAGGAAACUUGAGGAUCAAGUUCAAGAUCAAGUUCCCAACGAGGUUAACCUCAGAGCAGAAGACAGGAGUGAAGAAGCUUCUCGGAUAACAUGUCUUGUUUGUAGAUCAGAGAGAUUGUGAUUUAAUACUGUUGUAUCCUGUUUGGUCGGAUCUGUAACAUAAUAAAAUACUCCUAAUAAAAUUUGUUUUGUUGUAAUCAAAA